Messenger RNA from Zygotorulaspora mrakii, 633 nucleotides. RefSeq names its product bifunctional phosphatidyl-N-methylethanolamine N-methyltransferase/phosphatidyl-N-dimethylethanolamine N-methyltransferase (gene OPI3). The record is from RefSeq and is a predicted model, not a curated record. The transcript has a single exon. Gene Ontology annotation, molecular function: S-adenosylmethionine-dependent methyltransferase activity. Gene Ontology annotation, biological process: phosphatidylcholine biosynthetic process. Lineage: Eukaryota; Fungi; Ascomycota; Saccharomycetes; Saccharomycetales; Saccharomycetaceae. The coding region runs from base 1 to 633 and encodes 210 amino acids.
AUGAGCGAGGUUCUGAAACAACUGAAGGGAGUAGAAGAGUACUUCCAGGAUAUGGUAAGCACCGUGGACAUCAACGACAGAAAUUUGCAAAUUGCCGCUUUUCUAAUCGCUUUCAACCCCAUAUUUUGGAAUAUUGCGGCCCGCUUGGAGUACUACACAAAAUUCAUCACGAAGGUCACAGGCAGUGCUAAGAAAGGAUGUUACCUGUUGGCAGUGGUCAUCUUCGGUCUUGGGAUCUUCCGUGACAUGGCAUUUCAUAAGGCGUUAGCCUCGCAAGCUGUGACACCUGCUUUGAACCAAGACUACUUCAGAAUCAUUGGAUACCUGCUUAUUGGUAGUGGUCAGGUACUGGUGUGCUCUGCAUUUUAUCAGUUGGGUAUUACUGGUACAUAUCUAGGUGAUUAUUUCGGAAUCUUGAUGGACGACAUCGUCACUUCCUUCCCAUUUUCUGUUUCUAACAAUCCGAUGUAUCUGGGCUCAACUCUGUCAUUUUUAGGCUACUCUCUUUUAGAAGGUAAGUUUGCCGGUGUUCUCGUCAGUUGUUUUGUCAACAUGAUGUAUAGUUUUGCUACAUCCUUCGAGGAGCCUUUCACUGCAAAAAUCUAUUCCGAGAAGGAAGCCAAACAGAAGUAA